Molecule: messenger RNA, 1731 nt
Organism: Chiloscyllium plagiosum (whitespotted bambooshark)
Lineage: Eukaryota; Metazoa; Chordata; Chondrichthyes; Orectolobiformes; Hemiscylliidae
Gene: ddx47
Product: DEAD (Asp-Glu-Ala-Asp) box polypeptide 47
Cellular component (GO): cytosol
Molecular function (GO): nucleic acid binding; RNA helicase activity; ATP binding
Source: RefSeq, a predicted model, not a curated record
GGACUACAUCUCCCAGAAUCCGCCGCGCAGCGCAUGUGCGGAGUGUCUCCGGGAGGAAGAUGGCGGCGGCGGUGGAAAGCGAGGCCGAAAGCAGUUUCCGAGACCUGGGAGUCACAGAGGUUCUCUGUGAGGCCUGUGAGCAGCUGGGCUGGAAAUGCCCCACCAAAAUCCAGAAGGAAGCUCUGCCAGUCGCUCUGCAAGGACGGGACAUUAUUGGACUGGCUGAGACGGGCUCUGGGAAGACAGGAGCUUUUGCUCUCCCAAUCCUGCAGGCCCUCUUGGAGAAGCCCCAGCGACUGUUUGCCCUCGUCCUGACACCAACUCGGGAGCUUGCCUUUCAGAUCUCGGAGCAAUUUGAAGCUCUAGGCUCUUCCAUUGGAGUGAAAUCCGCGGUGAUAGUGGGUGGAAUCGAUAUGAUGUCACAAAGUCUCGCUCUGGCAAAGAAGCCUCAUGUUAUUAUCGCUACCCCAGGCCGCCUGAUUGAUCACCUUCAGAACACCAAGGGCUUCAAUCUGCGAGCGCUCAAAUACCUGGUGAUGGAUGAGGCAGACAGGAUUCUCAACAUGGAUUUUGAAACUGAGGUUGACAAAAUUCUCAAAGUGAUUCCAAGGGAGCGGAAGACCUAUCUGUUCUCUGCAACAAUGACUAAGAAGGUACAAAAGCUCCAGCGAGCAGCACUGAAAGAUCCCGUGAAGUGUGCUGUUUCGACCAAGUAUCAGACUGUGGAGAAACUGCAGCAGUAUUAUGUGUUUAUUCCCGCAAAGUUCAAGGAUUGUUACUUGGUUUCCAUUCUCAAUGAGCUGGCUGGAAAUUCCUUCAUCAUCUUCUGCAGCACAUGUAACAACACACAGCGGACAGCGCUGCUGCUACGCAAUCUCGGCUUUACUGCUAUUCCCUUACAUGGCCAAAUGAAUCAGAACAAACGAUUGGGAGCUUUGAAUAAAUUCAAAGCGAAGUCUCGGUCGAUCUUACUGGCCACGGACGUAGCGAGUCGCGGCCUUGAUAUUCCACAUGUGGAUGUAGUCAUCAACUUCGAUAUUCCUACCCAUUCCAAGGAUUACAUUCAUCGCGUGGGGCGGACGGCCAGAGCAGGACGGGCAGGCAAGUCCAUCACUUUCGUUACCCAGUAUGACGUGGAACUGUUCCAGAGGAUUGAGCACCUGAUCGGGAAGAAGCUUCCAGCCUUCCCCACGCAGGAAGAGGAAGUGAUGCUGCUGGUGGAGCGAGUGUCAGAAGCACAGCGAUUCGCUCGCAUGGAACUGCGAGAGCAGGGAGACAAGAGGAAGCGCUCACGUGAAAAUGCCGAUGAUGACACAGAAGAAUCUUUGGGUAUCAGACAAAAAGUACCAGGAGGUAAAGCAAGGAAAAGGCCACGUUAAAGAGCACAAUGUGCUAAAAUUCCUUUCAAAUUGGAUGUGACAUUUAUAUAUUAUAAACUGGACUACAACUGAAUUCUAUCAGUUUGAUGCAUCUGUUUAGAUAUCUGUUGUGAAGACUAUAACUGACGGACUAAACUGAUGAGGAUGUGUCCUUUAUGAUGACAUGCUCCCAUUUAUCCAGCAACUCAAUGUUCUCUUUAUCCGAUUCCAUUUCCUUCAGUAAAUAGCAGCAGAUUCUGUUACUAUUUAAAACAAAUGCUCCACCUGCAAAGUGUCAUUUGAGAAAUGUUCAAAACUGUACAAGUUUUAAAAAAUUUCUUAAAUAAAUGCUGCAAAUUCUAUCUUGUUGCCA